AUGUCUCAAAGUGAGUCUGAUUCUGAAAUUCAAAAUAUUAAAGAAAAAAAGAAAAAACAUGUAGAUCAUACAUGGUUCAGAGAGAAUGAAAACACAAAUUUUCGAAGACUGAUUAUGUUUCCUGAUGAUGAAGGACACAUAACUGAAUAUAUUCAAAUCAAGUUAAGCGAUAAGCAAAAUGCUCUUCUUGAUAAGGAAUGUAGAGAAUUUCUUAAACAGAGUCGUAGCCGUAUCAUCGAUGUCAAAGACAUCAAUGAUUUGGGAACCUUAAAUCAUCAUAGCAAUUAUGUUAUCAUCUCUAGAGAUGUUAAAAAACCAAAAACUAAUUUUGAUUUAGUUAAUAGAUUCAAUGAUUUGAUUAAGGAAUGUGAAGGAAAAACUUAUCUAAAGCAUAUUAAAGGACAUAGUGAUAUUUAUGGAAAUGAACAAGCGGAUAAACUUGCAUAUUUAGAUUUAAAAAAACCAAACCUCGAAUUAGUUUUACCAGAAC
This is a messenger RNA of Racocetra persica, 490 nucleotides long. NCBI's taxonomy places the organism in Eukaryota, Fungi, Glomeromycota, Glomeromycetes, Diversisporales, Gigasporaceae. The record is from the annotation of a GenBank genome assembly.